UCAAUAGUUCUGUUUAUUUUUGAGAUGAUCAAAACAUAAUUAAAAUGUCGACUUUCAGCGUUCCACCUGUUCUUACCUCACCUAGAGACGAUGCAAUUCAGCUUAACCGUGAUUUCAAGGGACUGGGAUGCGAUACUGCAACGGUGGUCAAUAUUCUUUCCCAUCGCGAUGCAGCAUAGCGUUCUUUCAUCCAACACAAGUAUAAAGCAAUGUAUUCCGAAGACCUUCUCAAACGACUGGUGUCAGAGCUUGGUGGAAAAUUAGAGAGAGCUGUCUUACUAUGGAUGCAUGAUCCAGCAGAACGCGAUGCAACAGUCAUUAGGCAGGCAUUCUUAUCGGAUAUAACAAAUCUUUCUGCUGCAACUGAAGUUAUAUGUUCUCGUACUCCAUCCCAGAUUCAAUUAAUCAAACAAAAUUACCAUUCAAAGUUCGGGAUUGUGCUUGAGCAAGAUGUUGCAGCACACACCUCUGGUGAUCACCAAAAGCUCUUGCUUGCAUAUCUGAGCACCCACCGUUCUGAAGGCCUUGAAGUUGAUAGAGAGAAGGCUAUGAAGGAUGCAAAGGCUCUUUUUAAAGCAGGAGAGAAGAAAUUGGGAACCGAUGAGAAAACUUUUAUCUGCGUAUUCAGCGAAAGAAGCAGGGCACAGCUAGCGACAAUUAGCGCUGCUUAUCACGACAUGUACGGAGGUUCCUUGAAAAAGGCAGUGAAGAGUGAAACAUCUGGGAAGUUUGAGCAUGGUCUCUUGACAAUUUUAAAGUGCCCACAGAAUCCUGCAAAGUAUUUUGCUAAGGUACUGCAUGACGCGAUGAAAGGUCUGAGAACCGAUGACAGUACAGUUAUAAGGGUAAUCGUGACAAGAACCGAGAUCGAUAUGCACUAUAUAAAAGCCGAGUAUUUGAGGAAAUAUAAAAAGACUUUGAACGAUGCAAUUCACUCGGGAACAUCAGGCCAUUACAGGACUUUUCUUCUUUCUCUUCUGGGAUCAAAUCAUUAGUGUUAAAGGGUGUGAAUAAUGGCUGGCAU
Hibiscus syriacus is the source of this 1024-nucleotide messenger RNA. RefSeq names its product annexin D5-like. Lineage: Eukaryota; Viridiplantae; Streptophyta; Magnoliopsida; Malvales; Malvaceae. Gene Ontology annotation, molecular function: calcium-dependent phospholipid binding; calcium ion binding. The record is from RefSeq and is a predicted model, not a curated record. The transcript is spliced from 6 exons. Gene Ontology annotation, cellular component: cytoplasm. The coding region runs from base 210 to 995 and encodes 261 amino acids.